Messenger RNA from Amoebophrya sp. A25, 4116 nucleotides. NCBI's taxonomy places the organism in Eukaryota, Dinophyceae, Syndiniales, Amoebophryaceae. The record is from the annotation of a GenBank genome assembly.
GUGCUCCGGAAUCGCGUCUUGACUAAAAUGCUCAAUCUAUGGCGCCGAGGCCCUAAAGUCUACGACUGUCUGAUCAAUACCUUCGAACCAGACCCUUACCCCCGGUGGGAGAAAAAGGUUGGUCUGAAUUCGUUCGAAAACUACGCAGAGGUGUUACGCGUACGAGAACAGAUACGGGAGUCUGAACGAGAACUGAAAAGCGCCUAUUUUGAAACGUAUGUUGAGCGGAUUUUUACGAAGAUCCAAAAUUAUCGCCGUCCACUUGAAGCACAACAGAUGCGAGUAGUGGAGAUGAACCAACAAGAAGCAAAAGAGGAGAAUAUUAAGGGGGCAACGUCAUCGACGACCACUUAUCCUGUCGUUAGAAGAACAGUGAACUUCGCACACAGAAUCGCUUGUAAUGACUUCGAGUACCUAACCGGCAUUCCAGUGGAGCAGCUCAGCGUAGCAAGCAACCCAGGAUACUUGCAUCUACCCAUUUAUGUAGACAAAGAGAUAGAAGUUUUACUAGUGAAGAUAUUCAUCCGUUUUUCCACUGCCCCCGCCCCUCCUGCUUCAAACAAGAAAUAGAACCACACCUAAACAAUCUAUGAUAGGUCUCGUCUCUCCUACAACUAGUUGAAGUUGAGUAUCGUCCUAAGUAAUAGGACCAACAUGCCUUACCAUUUUGCGAUCAAAACCAGAGUCGUGUCAAUAAGCAGGAGGGUCCUGUCCUCGAUUUUCCCCUUUCAUGUCCUGCACUUGACGAAGCUUUUUCCGUGGCACUUGCUUGUACGUCUGGCCGCACAGCACUGUAGAGCAGCACAAGCUGACCUUUCCGAACGUGCUAGGUUCUACCAAACGGUCUCUUUCCCGAGUCAAGAGGCGAAGAAGGAGCAUUUUUCUAGAGAAAAGGAACGGGCAGAAGCGAUGUUGAAGUAUAUUUUCGCUACUACGACCUACCAUGGCGCCUACAGCGACUUUGUGCGAGGGAUAAAGGACCACUAUCCCUUGGAUCAUUUGUUGUUAUGGAUCUUGCGGAUCAUGUUCAUUUGGUAGUAUGACAAUGACUAUGCGAGACUUGUGCCAUGCUAUGCAAUUAUAUAUAAAUAUCUUUAUUUUACUCGUGCUGCCAUGCAAGAAUUAUUUAUGCCACCAACGUGAUACAACACGGGUACAGUCAAAGUAGUCAAGCUCCUCCUGCUUUAUUUCCCCUCUGUCUCUCUAAGAAAAGGCAGCGACAAUCGAGUAUCACUCAGUGCGCGAAAGUUAGCACAUGCACGAUGGGACUCAAGUAUAGCAGUGCUUCAGCAGUUACUCGCUCAAAGGAAAAAUUGGUUCCAUUUUCGUUGGCGUUCUGACAUAAAUGUUACAGAAGUAGACAUGUUGUACAGGAAACCCUUGCAGCUGCUAGAAGGAGGAGCAAGAGCAACAUCUUCGAAUGUGAAUACCAGUAGCAGUGCUAGGGGAGCCACGCUGGAGGGACAAGCCACUACGUCAAGCACUAGCGCUACGACAUCGAUCGCAAGAGAAGAAUUCGGAGGUAGAAGUUCAAGUAUUAAGGGUAGGUUAAAGAGGUGCUUUUCUUACCGCUUUUCAUGCCUCUCUCCCUUAGGGUUAGGAUGAGAAGGGCAUAACAAGCGGGGUAAGCGAGCACCAAAAACCUACCUCUAAAAGUAGUUCUUCGUCGUCCUCCAAGAAGAGGAAAACAAGUCAACAGCAGGAGAGAACCGAAACAGGUACGACAACAAGAAGAAAUAAAGAAGUUCUUCCAGGAGGUGGAACAACCGAAUCAACAUAUAGUAUAUCAACCCGCACGAGAGCUAAAAGAAAACUAGUUUAUGCGACGGGGAAGAUUUUUUAUGCGACCGUGGCGGAUCCCCUAGACGUUGCCUUCGAUUGGAUACCAGAAUUGGUUGAUACAGAUCCUUAUGUAAGGAGCGCAGACUUCAUGAAAAGGGCGAAAGUUGUUAAGGUGGGAGAGUAUCAAAGGCUUAUGUUAACUGCGUAAGAGAAGUAGAAGUACUUGUACUAAGACUAAGAUGAAAGAGUAGUGACUAGCUGUAUUAUGACUCUUUGAUAGUGAUGUCAAUAUGAGUUCUUUGCUAGUUAUGCUGUUGUUAUUGGAUACCAGAAUUGGUUGAUACCAGAAUUGGUUGAUACCGAUCUUUGCUAGUUAUGCUGUUGUUAAGGUGGGUGGAGAGUAUUGCUCUUUAUUACGUACUAUCCUGAACUUCUAAAAAGUCCAGUCCUCCAUCAAGUACAUCUGCGGCUCAAGGCGUGCAGCUACAAAAGAAGUGGCUCGAGGUGGACGAAGUUCAGGUGGCAAACGUUAGAGAGCGAAAUGCAAAUGUUAUGGAUGGAGGACGGUUUCGCGAAACCAGAUCACGCAUUGCUCUUCAACAAUUUGGGCUCAUCCCUGGUAGUAAUGCCAAUUCCGGGUUGUCAUUGCUCAAACGUGAAGAGGACACUGAGAUUAUUCCAAUUUCUCAUCUAGAAGGAGGAGAAGAAGCACAUCAUGACGCUGGAGAGGUCGACAGGAGUUCUAGAGGUAGCAUGUCGACAGAAGAAGAUCUUCAUGCAGCUGAUGGAAUUAGUAGAGGAGCAAGUCCUAGCAGUUCUCUUGGUCGUGGUCAUGUAGAUGACAAGCACGACGAGGACGAAGAAGACGUGUGGUGGCGACGUUUCUUAAAGCCAGGAAUGUCACGACAACAAGUUGCACAAGAGAUAACAGAAUCGCUGGAAGGAGCAAAGGCUGAAGAAGAUCGCGGUGACGGUUCUACUUUUUUUUCUACUAGAAGUUCUUGCUCUUGGCCUCCUGCUAAAGGAAACGAAAAGGACGUAGAGAAAGACCUUGCAGAUGAAGAAGAAGGAAGAAAAACAAGUUUUGAGGGAGAUUUCAUGUCUUGUGACGAAGAGGCGGAAGACGAGGAGGAGAAGCGGCUUAGUACGGGGAGUGCUGGUAGUCUUCGCAGAAGUAGAAGAACUACAACGACAGCCCCCUCAGCCUCUUCGUCCAGUUCCAGUUGUGCGAGUCGUGGCCCUUUCCUGAUUCCGCUACCUCAUUUCCGAUUCGUAGAACGGGAAAAGAGAGAGCGUGCGGCCGUUCUAAAUGACCAGCUGUUGAUGCAGAGCGAACAUAUGAGAACAGCGUCGGUGUACGAGGCAUUUAGUACAUCGGUCCGCCUUGCGGAAAACCGACUCUCUACUGCUGAAAUCAACAAGCUUGUCCUGGAAGACCCGAAAGACAUUAUGGCUAGUUGUCUACUAAAUAGCAGCUCAGAGCUGGUGAGUUAUUUCGUGUUGGUGGAUCUUCUACAUUCAUCAUAUCAUGAUCUAUACACUUCAAUCUAUAUCUAAGUAAUAUGUGUUAAGUAACUACUAUUAUAACUUCUUCCAUCUACAACUGAAUAAAUAAACAUGGUAUUCUGUUACAAGAACUCUUCGUAGUUUUCUUCAGGAAUGCAAGAAGUGCCAGUAUUUGCACAGUGAGUCUCUUCAAUGUUCAUCUUCUAAUACCCUCUCUCCUGGAGAUGACUGCAUGAUUUGCUUGGGACCAUUGACAGAGCCUCCUUUUAACAGCGCAGUGGCAGACGAAAGAGGAACGCCGGCCACGGAAAAAGCGAACUCACCAGCUACUAAGCUGAGACACCAACAUCAUAUUAAGGAUAAGGUCGCGAUCGUGAAACUGCCACAGUGUGGUCACAUGCUACACUUAACAUGCGCACUAGAGUGGUUGCACUCCCGGCAGACAUGUCCCUAUUGUCGAGCGACGGUUGUUGUUUCUUAAAGACAGAGUUAAAACUCGAAAUGUUAUACUGAUGUUUUCCUUGAACUCAACCUAAAUACCAAGUUAGUACUAGUAGUGGACAAAGACAUGCCAGAUUCAGAUACUCAUACGUUCCACUCUCACACACCAAAAAAUCAUCAAAUGCCACCAGCGACUAAAUAAGACGCCGUGUUUUAUUUGUUUAUAUCCAUCUUUUGGUGGCGUAGUUUCAAAAACGAGAAACUGAGGUAUUUCCAGCUCUCUUGUUCUUUUCUUUGCUUACUUAGUCAGUGGAAACAGAAGACAAAGAACGAAGAAGAAACUUUUAGUACAGUAAGCAAGACAUUGACAUACUUAAACGAUUCUAC